This is a messenger RNA of Asparagus officinalis (garden asparagus), 819 nucleotides long. RefSeq names its product 1,2-dihydroxy-3-keto-5-methylthiopentene dioxygenase 1-like. The transcript has 3 exons. NCBI's taxonomy places the organism in Eukaryota, Viridiplantae, Streptophyta, Magnoliopsida, Asparagales, Asparagaceae. The coding region runs from base 1 to 612 and encodes 203 amino acids. The record is from RefSeq and is a predicted model, not a curated record. Gene Ontology annotation, molecular function: hydrolase activity; acireductone dioxygenase [iron(II)-requiring] activity.
AUGCAUGGCGGUCUUUCCCCAAAUUUGUCAAACCUGGACCAGAUUAAAAGCUUACCACGUCCUACCGAUGUCCCUGAUACUGGUUUAUUGUGUGACCUGCUUUGGCCCGAUCCUGGUAGGGAAAUUCAAGGAUGGGGAAUGAAUGAUAGAGGGGUUUCGUACACUUUUGGUGCUGAUAAAGUUGCUGAGUUCUUGACAAAUCAUGAUCUGGAUCUUGUCUGUCGUGCACAUAUAAGUUAUGAGGAUCUUUUGGACUUUUGUCCUGAAAAAAUUGAGAACUAUGAAGAGAAGCUGAGGAACUUUUACACAGAGCACAUCCAUGCUGAUGAAGAGAUCCGUUAUUGUCUGGAAGGAAGCGGGUAUUUUGAUGUCCGUGACAAAGAUGACCGUUGGAUAAGAAUCUGGAUCAAAGGAGGAGACAUGAUUAUAUUACCGGCUGGGAUCUACCAUCGCUUCACCCUCGACACUUCAAACUAUGUGAAGCUGAUGAGAUUGUUCAAAGGAGAACCAGUUUGGACUGCUUACAAUCGCCCUCAAGAAGCUCAUCCAGCAAGGCAAGAAUACAUCAAGAAUGUAGUGGAAAAUUCGGGCAUUGCGCUUGAAGCACAUUAGUUCAUGUUAUUCACCUCACUAUGCAUGGGCUUCUAUGGUACUCUGCUCAUGCACCUGUUUAAUUAUCCUUAUUAGUUAUGGGUAUUUACAUUAUGGUGUCAUCAUUCUAUGAGCGAUCAUAAACAGAGACAGGUAUUUUUAUGCAAAGGGGUUGUAGUUGUAAAGCUAUAUAGCAUAUUGAAGAGGCUGAGCACAUAUCCAGUGUCA